GUUCUUUCUACGACUGUUCCAUCAAUUUUCAGUUGAAAAAAACCAGUGACGGCUUGUAGAGGAAUUUUGUUCGUCGUCGUUCGUCGGUUUAUUGAUGAACGUAGCUAUCUGCUUCCAAGUAUCGUAAAUAAAAGUAAAUAUGGUGUGAUAACGUAAUGGUGAAUCAUUUUACGGCGCGCGUACUCGGCGCCGCACAAUCACUUAAAAGUCAGUUAGCUGCUAUGCUCGCGUCGUAGCGGACGGAUUUCACACUCGCAACCAGUCGAUAUUAUGUGGGCCGAACGAGAAACCGAAACAAAAUUUUUACCAUUAUGAUGCCUAUGGUGUACACAGUGUAUGGUCUUGCCAUAUUUUUCAUAAUCGCGUGGGUGUGCGUGUGGUUGAUUCACAUAAUGGCCCUCUCGUAUUCGAAGUGGAAGUUGCACCGGACCGUGGACCGGUCUCCGCCGGAGCAGCCGUACCCCGGCGUGUCGAUCCUGAAGCCGCUGACCGGCGUCGACCCGAACCUGCUGUCGAACCUGGAGACGUUCUUCACGCUCGACUACCCCACGUACGAGCUGCUGUUCUGCGUGGAGACCGAGAAGGAUCCGGCGGUGAUGCUCGUGAAGCACAGUCUCCUGACGAAGUACCCGAACGUCGAUGCGCGAUUGUUUAUCGGGGGGAUGCGCGUCGGGGUGAACCCGAAGAUAAACAACAUGCAGCCGGCGUUUUUGGCGGCGAAGUACCCGCUGAUUCUCGUCAGCGACGCCGGCAUCCGGAUGCGAGACGACUCGCUGCUGGACAUGGUUCAGCACAUGCGGGAGGACGUCGCCAUAGUGCAUCAGAUGCCGUUCGCGUACGACGCGGAAGGUUUCGCGGCUGUUUACGAGAAGGUGUUCUUCGGGACGGCGCAGGCGCGCAUGUACAUGGGCGCCGACUUCCUUGGCAUCAACUGUCACGUGGGGAUGUCCUCGCUGGUGCGGCGGUGCGCUCUGGAAGAGAUGGGCGGGCUGGCGGCGCUGGCGGACUACUUAGCGGAGGAUUACUUCAUGGGGAAGGAGGUGGUGUCGCGCGGCUGGCGGAUGCGAGUGGCGUCGCUUCCCGCGCUGCAGAACUCGGGCUCGCGGUCGGUGGGCGCGCUGCAGGCGCGGCUGACCCGCUGGGCGCGGCUGCGGAUCGCCAUGAUCCCGACGACGGCGCUGCUGGAGCCUCUAAGCGAGUGCCUGCCGCUGGGCGCCGGCGCCGCGUGGGCCUCCGGCGUCCUCUUCGGAGCCGAACCUCUCCCGUUCUUCCUAGUGCACGUGCUAGUGUGGUUCCUCUCGGACUGGCUCAUGCUGCGCACGGUGCAGAACGGCUCGCCUCCGUUCACGAAAGUGCAGUUCCUCCUCGGCUGGGUGUGGAGCGAGUGUUGUGCGCCCUUCGUGCUGGUCGCGGCCGUGCUCAACCCCGAGAUCUCGUGGCGGACUCGCUCUUACAAGCUCGACUGGGGCGGCCGGGCUCACGAACUGAAACCCAAAACUCAAAAGCUUUAAUUUGUGAAGUACACUUGAUUCUGAAAUGCUUGACGUGUGAUUCCCAUUGAAUGGUGUGUGCGUGAUUUGUAGUAUAAGUUUUUAUUUAUAGUUUUCAAAUGGAUGAAUACUUGUUACUUUUGUUUUAGAAAGAUAUGUACAUUUUUAGAAGAUACUGUUGUAUUUAAUUUUGUGGUAAUGAUGAUUACCGUUACAGUUAGAAUUUUGCCAUAUUGCAUUGAGUACAAUAUUUUUAUCAGGAGCUGAUAAGAAUAGACUGGCUUAUGGUUCCAUGUUGAGUGAUUCAAUAUCCUCAUUGAUUAUUUAUCAGUUAUUUAUUCGUAACAAGAUGAGUGCUUUGCGAUGAGUCAUAUCUCUUUUGAAGCCUUGAGCUAUAUUUCUUUUGAGUGCUUUGAUUCUCUGAAUGUUUACCUAAAUAAAUAAUUAUUUUACGAUGCUAAAUGCAACUUCAAUUUUAAAUUGUAUGCUUGUGAUAAUCUGAGUGAUUAGCCACAAGGUUUAUAAUUGUACAAUGUUACAAUUACCACAGAAAUUAAUACUAGCGCAUUGCAUAACUUCCUUGUAUACUACUUGUAAUUGUAUCUAAAGCUAAGUUAAUUAUUUUGUACCAGAAUGUUACCUACCUAUCCUUAAUGACUGUAUUAUAAAUGUUAACAAAACAUACAGGGUGAUUUCUCUCUUGAAAAAUUAAUAUACUUUUUAAUGUCUACAAUAUUUGGUAAAGUACCUUUGGACGGAAUGUAUAGGAUUUGAAGUGUGCAAUAUUUUAAACGAUCUGUUUCCCUAAUGCGAAACCCAAUUUAGAUUUAUUGUGGCAAACAGUCUACAUUAAUAUCAUACUAUGUUCUGUAUCACUUGUAACAAUGCCCUAUGUAACCUCAUAAAUAUGUAAACUUGCUUAACGUAGCACCUAAUGUUACUUUUAGGCACACUGAUAUGAUAGAAAUAGAUUUGCGAGAAGGGAGACUGAAUUGGGACCAAGUGAGGGGGUAAAGUAAUUUGUUUACGAUGAGAAUGUUCGCUGACCAGUUCGUUUAUCUGAAAUGAUAAGAUUGUGAGUCCAAAGGUAUACUGCUGCUUUAAAUUCAAUAUACCUCUGCAAUACUAUUUUAAGUCUUUUAAACGACAUCAAUCAUAAUACUGUAAAAUUAAUGUGAUUUUCGGGCUUUGUAUUUAUUGUUUCAAUCACAAUUUUGUACAGUCAGCUUCUAAUACUUUGUGACACCCAAAAUGGCCAAAAAACUGACAAUACAACCUUAUUUCAAUUGUAACUAAGAUGUGUUGUGUUCUUUUUGGCUACUAAGGCCCAGAACACACGGUGAAACGCAACUGCAACGAAACUGCAACUUCUAGUUACUUUUGAGUUGCACCUAAGUUUCUGCUAUAGAUUCCGUUGAGAGACCACACAUGAUGCGACCAGUUUGACCAGUUCAAAUCGGUUUCAAGUUUCGUUGCAGUUGCGCUUCACUGUGUGUUCUGGGCUUUAGGGUGUCACAAACUAUUAGACGCUGACUGUAACACACAGGCUUCUGACGCAUUUGUAAUAAUGUCUGCAUCAGAAGUCCUAAUUUGAUAUACAGGCUUAAACUAUCUUAUUCAUGCAUGACCUUCAUGAAAGAGGAUAAAUACAGCCAUAUUUAAAAUGUACGAUUUGGUUAAUAUAUCCCACACAUUUUGCUUUAAGCUGUAUAUCAUAUCAACCCAGCUGAGUCAAUAACCUGCUUUAAUUAAUCUAAUUCAAAUGUAUGCCUAAUUAUUUAUGUAAUAGUGUUGGUACUUUUUUACAACCCAUUAACCAUAUUUGCCGUCGCUAUGGGUCCCCGAAACUUGAUGCUUUCGUGCUAGCUACAAUCUGUACUCUAUAUCCACCGAAACAUUUUUAUCUGUCAAUAUUUUAUUUCACAUACGGAAAUAACGAAGACAUUUUUAGUACUCUGACAAUUUUUUUUACAAAACAUGUAACACUAAAGCUUGUGACACACAGAAGGCGCAGAUAGAGCACGUUAACCAGUGUGCUUCAAAUUCGCAUCAUUGAAGCCAUUAGACAGAAUAAUAAUAAUAAUUCGUAAUUUUAAUUUAAUUGCUAAAUAAAUAAAGUUGAUUUUGCAUUUCCUUCCGAUUGUAAAGGGACAAAUACCUAUACUUAUUUUGAACUAACUUGUUUGUCACCAAAAUAUCUGUUCCACGAUGCGCAUCUGUGUGUCACAAGACUCACAAGGUUAAUGCUGAUGUCCAUUUAUCCGACCUUGGGUUUUUUAACAUAAAUAAAAGAGAGUAGACCACAAUUGUUAUGGUGCAGUAUUGUUAUUAUUACCUAAUAGCUUUUUAUUUAUAUUUCAUUAUGAAACAUGGAAGUUUAAAGAUCUCAUUGAAAUAACAUUAUUAAAAUAAAUGUAAACAUUGUUUAUUAAAGCCUGACUUUGUUUUUA
Molecule: messenger RNA, 3940 nt
Organism: Ostrinia furnacalis (Asian corn borer)
Lineage: Eukaryota; Metazoa; Arthropoda; Insecta; Lepidoptera; Crambidae
Gene: GlcT
Product: ceramide glucosyltransferase
Exons: 1
Coding region: 312-1511 (399 amino acids)
Biological process (GO): glucosylceramide biosynthetic process
Cellular component (GO): membrane
Molecular function (GO): ceramide glucosyltransferase activity
Source: RefSeq, a predicted model, not a curated record